AGAAAAAGACGGCCCGUCAAAGAGAAUUUCAAGAUGAUAACUUACGUCUUGAAGCACUUACUCACAAAUCUUUUCAUUACGAAAAUCCUAAAACCGGUCCCCAUAACGAACGCCUAGAAUUUCUAGGUGAUUCUAUCGUUUCCUUUGUUGUAGCCAACUAUUUAUUUGGGCGCUUUCCUAACUUCAAAGAAGGUCAACUCACUUUGUUAAGAGCCAAUCUUGUUUGUAAAAAAAAGUUGGCACAGUUUGCUUUACAACUCGGUUUAGACAUGGAUAUUCGACUCGGUGUCGGAGCUUUACGAGACGGUGGAAGAGCAAGUGAAAAGGUCUUGGAAGAUGCUUUCGAGGCUUAUAUUGGUGCCGUCUUUCUUGAUUCAGGUUCAAGCAUGCGUGCAGUUCAGGAAUUUAUGGAGCCAUUAUUAUCACCUGCGGUCGACGAACUUACCUGUUGUCCACCUACCAAUUUGCUACCUUACAAGCAAGAAGCGUCAAAAUCUGACAUGUCAUCAACGGGUUUUAGUUCAUCUGAUCACAUACUCAACUCCGAUCUUCAAGAUCCAAUCAAUAAACUCCAAACGUGGUCUCAACGAAGAGGAUUAGGUAUCCCUGUUUACAAACCUCUCGAGGAAGUUGGUGAGCACAAUGCGAUCUUUUCUGUUGGUGUCUUUAUCGAUGAAGAAUGUUACGGAAGUGGCAGGGCACGUAAUAAGAAAGAUGCAAAGAAAGAAGCCGCUAUCAAUGCCCUCAAGUCUGUUAAUAAUGGGUAUAGUAAUGGUGGGCCUAAAUCUACCACGGCAGGAAAUAGCAAUGGAAUAUUUACGAGUAUUAGCAAUGGGAUAAACACAAUACGGUCUGAACGUCAUUCUAGCAUUUCUC
Messenger RNA from Racocetra persica, 876 nucleotides. The record is from the annotation of a GenBank genome assembly. Lineage: Eukaryota; Fungi; Glomeromycota; Glomeromycetes; Diversisporales; Gigasporaceae.